Molecule: messenger RNA, 248 nt
Organism: Closterium sp. NIES-67
Lineage: Eukaryota; Viridiplantae; Streptophyta; Zygnematophyceae; Desmidiales; Closteriaceae
Source: the annotation of a GenBank genome assembly
GUGUGGGGGAUGGGCGAGAGAGGGGCGGAGAGGAGGAGGAGGAGGGGGAGGGGGAGGAGGAGGAGGAGGAGGAGGAGGAGGAGGAGGAGGAGGAGGAGGAGGAGGAGGAGGAGGAGGAGGAGGAGGAGGAGGAGGAGGAGGAGGAGGAGGAGGAGGAGGAGUUGGAGGAGGCGGCGGAUGAUUCAGAAAGGUGCAGCACAGGAGACCCCUGCAGCCAGCAGCUGACUCCCCCUCCCCCCAUCCGCAGC